AUGGAACGGCCAAAGACGCCACCACGGGCAACCCAGCCUGCACCCGUUGUGUCUCCUCCCACACCAGCAGUGACUCGCAGGAUUGAAGAGAACCGUCUGCGCGCCAAAGCAAUCCGUGACCAGCAUGAACAAGCUCGUCUGGCGUCCGGCGCGCCCGGUCUCGACAAGACCCCCUCCGGCUUCAUCGCCACCGACAACGUCCACAUUCCCAACUCGCGCAAACGCACACAUGCCGAUAUAUCGUCGUCGUCGUCCUCCUCCAAGGCUCACGGCCCCGACACGGUCCGCGACGCCAGGCAAAACCCGAGCGACGACGCGGCGCCCAAGUCGCUGCGGCCGGCACGCAACUUUACAAAGUUUGUCGACUACGACAUGUCGGCCAUGACCGACACAAGAGGCGGCUUCCUCUCCCUCGACGACGACCCGUCGAACCCGGCGCUCGCGCCGCGGCCGAAGCCCGGCCAGCCGGCGCCGCCCGAGCGGCCGCAGGGCAUGACGGCCGGCGAGUGGGAGCGCCUGCAGACGCUGCGCGCGCUGCAGCGCACCAAGGCGGGGCCGUUCGAGCCGUCGCUCUCGGUGCUCCGCGACGCGUCGGUGCGCGCGGCGCAAAAGUGCCGCGAGUGCGCCUCGCCCGAGAUCGACCACGUCUGGGCCGAGGUCUUCGGCCUCUGCGUCUGCGCGCCCUGCAAGGACCGCCACGCCCACCGCUACUCGCUCCUCACCAAGACGGAGUGCCGCGAGGACUACCUCCUCACCGAGGGCGAGCUGCGCGACGCCGACCUGCUGCCCCACCUCAACAAGCCGAACCCGCACAAGAGCCACUGGCACGACAUGAUGCUGUUCCUGCGUUGCCAGGUCGAGGACUAUGCCUUCAACACAAAGUGGGGCAGCGAGGAGAAGCUCGAUGCCGAGUUUGCGCGCCGCGAGGACGAGAAGCGCGCGCGGAAGGAGAAGAAGUUCAAGGAGAAGCUGACGGACCUCAAGAGGAAGACGAGGACCGAGGCCUUCCGCAGGCAGGCCGCCAAGGGGGCCGCCGGUGGUCCGACCAAGUUUGGCGAUGCCGUGUCGGGCGGCAAGCAUGUGCAUGAGUGGGGACGCACGGUUGAGAACGAAGAGGGCAUGACGGUCAAGACGUGUGUCGGGUGCGGCAUGGAGGUGGAGGAAUUGGAGUUUUGA
This is a messenger RNA of Verticillium dahliae VdLs.17, 1176 nucleotides long. RefSeq names its product DNA repair protein RAD14. Lineage: Eukaryota; Fungi; Ascomycota; Sordariomycetes; Glomerellales; Plectosphaerellaceae. The transcript has 2 exons. Bases 1 to 1176 code for a protein of 391 amino acids. The record is from RefSeq and is a predicted model, not a curated record. Gene Ontology annotation, cellular component: nucleotide-excision repair factor 1 complex. Gene Ontology annotation, biological process: UV-damage excision repair; nucleotide-excision repair, DNA damage recognition; nucleotide-excision repair involved in interstrand cross-link repair. Gene Ontology annotation, molecular function: damaged DNA binding.